AUGGUGAUACCAGGCGACGACCGUUGUGGUUUCCUGGCUUCAAACAGUCCUGGGAAGAGGCCUCCAGCCGUCCCCGAGGCUGGCGUAGCAGAAAGAAUUGUUCCAUCCUCGCUGGUCGGUCUGGCAUCCAGAGCCGUCCAGGCUCGCCAGAUGCGCUGGUCGCUGCCCAAUGCUGCCGUGACCGCGCACGUCUGGCCUGGAAUGGAGCCAGCCGGAGGCGCCGUGCUGUUUGUGUUCUCGUUGUCGUCUCGACUGCCUCUGCCUGCCACCUGGUAA
Molecule: messenger RNA, 276 nt
Organism: Grosmannia clavigera kw1407
Lineage: Eukaryota; Fungi; Ascomycota; Sordariomycetes; Ophiostomatales; Ophiostomataceae
Exons: 2
Coding region: 1-276 (91 amino acids)
Source: RefSeq, a predicted model, not a curated record